ACAAUGUAGCCCUUUUAUUUAGGAUACUUGAGAGUGACCGCCUCUCUUCACAUGUGUGCCUCCUCCGUUGCGCGGACUGUUGGUUUUAAUUACUUCUAGUAAGUGGAGUCAUUCGACUCAUACGAUUUUUUUGUCUUCCCUCUCUUUAGUUUUGUUGUUUCUGUGUAUGAGAUGAGUGACGGAAUGUUCCGACCAACGAGUAACGGCUACCAACAACACGGCGACAAGCGAUUCCGGAAGGGCAGUCGCAGCAGGAGAGAUGGGUCGUCUAGGGUUUCCUAUUCUGGCCAAGAGAGAGAAACUGAGAGCGAGAAGCCUCCCUGUACCGAAUUCGACAAGGCCUACUUUCAAUCUUACUCUCACGUCGGUAUCCACGAAGAGAUGAUCAAGGAUCGUGUGCGGACUGAAACUUAUAGGGCUGCAAUUUUGCAACAUCAGAAUUAUAUUGCUGGCAAAGUUGUAGUGGAUGUUGGUUGUGGCACGGGCAUUCUUUCUAUAUUUUGUGCUCAAGCUGGUGCGAAACGAGUCUAUGCUGUCGAUGCCAGUGAGAUUGCACUGCAGGCAAAUGAAGUUGUGAAGGCAAAUAACCUAUCUGAUACAGUCAUUGUUUUGCAUGGACGCAUAGAGGAUGUGGAAAUUGAUGAAGAGGUUGAUGUAAUCAUUUCAGAAUGGAUGGGCUACAUGCUUCUAUAUGAGAGCAUGCUGGGGAGCAUCAUUACUGCCCGAGAUCGAUGGCUAAAACCUGGAGGCCUUAUCCUUCCUUCAAAUGCUACGUUGUACAUGGCACCUGUUACUCAUCCCGACAGAUACACUGAAAGCAUUGAUUUCUGGCGCAAUGUCUAUGGCAUUGAUAUGUCUGCUAUGUUGCCAUUAGCAAAACAGUGUGCAUUUGAAGAGCCAUCCGUGGAGACAAUCACUGGUGAAAAUGUUUUGACAUGGCCACAUGUGGUAAAGCAUGUUGACUGCUAUACAAUUACAAUUCGUGAGCUAGAAUCUAUUACAACAAAUUAUAAAUUUCAAUCAAUGAUGCGAGCUCCAUUUCAUGGGUUUGCUUUUUGGUUCGAUGUUGAAUUCAGUGGCCCUGCAAUUUCCCCUGCUAGUCACGAUGCAGUAUCCUCCCCUAUUGAGUCUUCCAACAAUCAUCCUAUUGAUAGUAGUCAGAGGAAAAAGCGUGCAUUCCCUAACGAAGCACUUGUGCUGUCCACUGCUCCUGAGGAUCCUCCAACUCAUUGGCAGCAGACAUUGAUAUACUUUUAUGACCCAAUAGAAGUGGAGCAAGAUCAAAUUAUUGAAGGUUCUGUAACAUUAUCACAAAGCAAAGAAAAUGCUAGAUUCAUGAAUAUUCAUCUUGAGUAUGCGUCAGGUGGCCGUUCCUUUGUCAAGGAGUCUGUAAUGCGAUGAUCCUGCAAGGAUCUCCUUGUAGUUUUACUUUAGAGCUGCAUCAAAUUACGCCUGCAAUACAUUUCCUAGAUCAACAUGUGGCUGUUGUUGCAGUUCUCAAGAAUUUUUCUCUUGAAUCUUACUGCCUCGACGGCUGUUUAAGUGGGUGAACGCCAUCAGUUUAUCUUGCAGAGUGUCAGAAAAGAACAAUCACUUGUUCAACUAUAUAGACAACUAUAGAGGAAUUAAUUUGAGAAGAUGUUAAGGUGAACCCUGCUAUUCUUUUAGAAAGCUAUUGUUUCUCAGUUGUAUUUCAUUGAGAAUGUGUAAUUUGUGUUGAGGUUAAAUUGUGCUAGUUCAUUGUCAAUCUGUUCCUGGUCCGAGAAAUGUAACGACUGUAUUCAUUUAACUUAUUCUUUUCUUUGUUCUUGGUCCGAGAAAUUGUGACAGUUGUAACAGUACAUUUUGAUGCGAAGAAUAUGCAUUUCCCACUCAACUUAGAUCUUAGCAACUCAAUUUUUAUCUUCUUGGAGUA
Cornus florida is the source of this 1915-nucleotide messenger RNA. RefSeq names its product probable protein arginine N-methyltransferase 6. Bases 172 to 1401 code for a protein of 409 amino acids. The record is from RefSeq and is a predicted model, not a curated record. Gene Ontology annotation, molecular function: protein-arginine N-methyltransferase activity. The transcript is spliced from 13 exons. Lineage: Eukaryota; Viridiplantae; Streptophyta; Magnoliopsida; Cornales; Cornaceae. Gene Ontology annotation, biological process: peptidyl-arginine methylation.